Molecule: messenger RNA, 543 nt
Organism: Eimeria mitis
Lineage: Eukaryota; Apicomplexa; Conoidasida; Eucoccidiorida; Eimeriidae
Product: SAG family member
Exons: 4
Coding region: 1-543 (180 amino acids)
Source: RefSeq, a predicted model, not a curated record
AUGCCCGCUCUCCGCCUGCUCACAGUCGUCAGUGCCUCGCUCCUCCUCUUGGCCAAAGUUGAUGUUAAUGGUAACGACCCGCCUCAAACACCGGCGCCAACACCCACGCCAGUAAUAAAAUAUGCUGUCAAACUGGGACAAGAUGGCAAGUGUCUCUCCGAGAUCAACAGUGCUCGUAAGAAGGCCGGUUUCAAUGAUUUCGUAAUUCCUCAAGCGGACGCGAAACAGAAAAGACUGCCUGAGCAAGGAGAUGCAGAUUCCGAUAACUAUGCAGAAUGGGUUUGGAAGCCCGUUUGCGAUGUCUUGAUACCAGUGGAUAAGGAAGAGGAAGAAGAAACCCCCAAAACUGAAGAAACAGAGGAAGGCUCUGCUUUGAUUUGCAUGACGACACCUGACGUUCUUCCGGAUAACAGUGAAAACCCUCCUUUCACAGAGGAGCAGUGGGGACAGAUCGUCACCGCCUUCGAAGGAUCUGCCUCGGCCGUCUUGCCCAGUUUGCUCGGCCUUGCCGCAGCAUUCCUUGGCGUUUCGGCAGCUUUGUGA